Mercenaria mercenaria is the source of this 452-nucleotide messenger RNA. RefSeq names its product anamorsin-like. The annotation marks the transcript as partial. The transcript is spliced from 3 exons. The record is from RefSeq and is a predicted model, not a curated record. Lineage: Eukaryota; Metazoa; Mollusca; Bivalvia; Venerida; Veneridae.
CUUCCGGUGGUGAGACGAACGAACGAAUUUUUCAACUCAAUUUUCGAAAGUCACUUUAAAGGUAGAGAAUGGAAGAUAUAGAUGUGAAAGGUGGCCAGAUUGUAUUGUGGCUAUGGUCAGGUAAAUCUCCCAGUGAGGACCUUCAGUCAGAAGUGAAAGAUCUGCAGCAGAGGCUUGGCUCGGGUAAAGUUCAGAUGGAACACAUUGAUAGACUUGCUCUAGCAAACCACCCAUCAUCAACUUUUGAUGUAGCAGUAUCAGGUCUGCUAGACCCCAGUGCAAGUCUACAUAACUCGGACACACUCGCAGAACUGUGUCGUAUACUGAAGCCUGAUGGAAAGUUGUAUCUAGGUCAAGUUGUCACAGGAGCUUCUAGUGAUGAAAACAAAAUGAAAAUGACAGAUAAAACUACUUCAGUUUUGAAACUGUCUGGAUUUGUAAAUAUAUCACAG